AAAUUCACAAUCCGGACGCUUCAAUAAUGUAAACAUCUUAUGGUCGUUGGUUGGAGGGAGCAAACAUCCCUGUGCAUAAAUAGUAAAUACGAAGCAUAUACACAAGAAGCUCAAGCUUGUUGUAUAUAACAACCACCAUCAAUUCGUAGAGAUUUGUACUCCAAAUUAAAAGGCGCAUGCGAGUGUCUCGGGUCAUGGCUUCUUCUUCUUCUUCUUCUUAUUCUCUCUUCUCAUUCAGCCCCAUCAGCUUCCCACUACUUUCUCCCUCCAAUUUUCUCUCAACCAUGUUUGCUUUCGCUGGUGCGCAACUCUGUCACCCCAAACUCAAUUCCAGGAUUUUUCUUUUGUUUUAGUAGUGCACUAACGAAGUUCAAGCAUCUCAUAUAAAAACACUGCAAAGGAAAAAAAAUUUGGACAGUUUUGGGACUAGAAAACCAGAAACUGCAAUCUCUGUCUGAAGUUUCAACUACCAAGGAAAAAAGAAGGAAAAAAGAAGAAGAGAGAGAUGGGUUUCUGGACAUUGUUGGAGGUGGCUUGUAUGCCAACUUUCCAAGUUCUCAUAAUCAGUGUACUGGGAGCUUUCAUGGCAACUGAGUAUUGGAAUCUUCUCCCCGUAGACGCACGGCGGUCCAUGAACAAGGUUGUGUUUGUGGUUUUCACCCCCUCACUGGUGUUUGCAAGUGUGGCCAAGACUAUAACAUUUGAAGACAUUAUUUCAAUGUGGUUUAUGAUCGUAAACGUGGCACUUACAUUUUUAUUUGGAGGGAUUCUUGGAUGGAUUUUGGUAAAAAUAGUCAGACCAAAACCUUAUCAGGAAGGCCUGGUAAUGGCUGCAUGUUCAGCAGCAAACUUGGGAAACCUUCCCCUUAUACUUAUCCCUGCAAUCUGUGAAGAGGAUGGGAACCCAUUUGGAGAUCAUAGUGUUUGUAAAAGCGUUGGACUCUCAUAUGUGUCUUUUUCCAUGGCGCUUGGGGGUUUCUUCAUCUGGACUUACAGUUACCAGCUGAUACGAACCUCAGCGAAUAAAUGGAAAGCGCUUCAAGCAAUUGAGGCAGCUGAGGAGGCCUCAAAGAAUCCCAACAGUGAUUUAGACGCUGAGGGGGAAACUCCCCUUCUCAAGGGAGAAGAUGAAGAGCAGGGUUCUAUAGUAGUUUCAGCAAAUGGUUCUGGAAACCAAGAAGCUAUAGUAGCCGAUGAAUCAGACGUACCAUUCAUCCGAAAAGUAGUAGCAUUUGUUAAGCAGAUUUUACAUGAGUUACUGGCACCACCAACGGUAGCUGCGAUUGUGGGAUUUUUUAUUGGGUCAAUUACAUUUCUUAAGGAGAUUAUAAUUGGUGACAGCGCCCCCCUGCGGGUGAUCGAAGACUCUAUUACACAACUUGGGAAUGGAACCAUCCCUUGUAUCACACUUAUUCUUGGAGGCAACCUCAUCCAAGGUUUACGCAAAUCGAAGAUCAAAAUUCCUAUCAUCAUUGGAGUGAUCAUUGUUAGAUACGUAGUAAUGCCAGUGAUUGGUAUCGGGAUUGUAACGGGAGCAAACAAGGUUGGGUUUCUCCCAUCAGACCCUCUGUUCCGUUUUGUGCUGAUGGUUCAGUUUACCCUGCCACCUGCCAUGAAUAUUGGAACCAUGACCCAGCUGUUUGAUGUGGCUGAGGCAGAGUGCUCAGUGAUCUUCCUGUGGACAUACUUGGUUGCAGCCUUGGCACUUACUAUUUGGUCAACAGUCUACAUGUGGCUCUUGUCUUGAACUGCCUUCAGCUGAGGAUGGCAAGCCUCCCUAAAUGGUGCAUUUUAUAGUGAGAGGCUUACACUUCAGAGGGAAGAGGGAUCUACAUUUCUGCAUUUGGGUGUUCUUUUGUUCUCCAUUUUUCAAUUUGAUUGGUUGUUUCAACUAGAAGUAAAAAAAGAAAUUAGAGUAUGAUUUGGGUGUGUAUGUAGAUCCCAUAGUUUCGUUUACUUAUUGUGUAUUAGGAAAAAAAAAAUUAUAAAGAGAAGGGGGUGAUUGUGUGUUAGAUUUUUCAGAGCUCAA
Messenger RNA from Prunus avium (sweet cherry), 2029 nucleotides. RefSeq names its product Auxin efflux carrier family protein. Gene Ontology annotation, biological process: endoplasmic reticulum to cytosol auxin transport. Lineage: Eukaryota; Viridiplantae; Streptophyta; Magnoliopsida; Rosales; Rosaceae. Gene Ontology annotation, cellular component: membrane. The record is from RefSeq and is a predicted model, not a curated record.